AGGUUUGAAAUUUUAUCUCCAACCAUGCGGCCAGUUGCUGUUGAAGAUACAUUGAUUUUACUGCAGUUUUUAUGUGGUUUCAAGUUGGUUACGGUUACCCAAAGUUGUCAAUAUGGCAUUUAAGGACUGGAUAAUACUCAUUUUGCUCAUUGGUUGUUUUACAUGUCCAGUCGCAAACACAAAAUGCCAAAACACUCCAAGGAUCGUGUUUGCAAUCGAGUCGUCCCAGGCAAUCUCCGAAAUAGACUUUGAAAAUCAACGAAUUUUGAUCAAUACGGUUGUGUUGAAUCUGGAGGGGAAUGCAGCUGAUGUUGCUGUCGUACUUUAUAAUACAGACGUCCACGUAAACAUUACGUUUGGUCAGUUUCACGAAUUUGUGCCUUUGCACAAUGCUGUCUCUAGUCUGUUGCGUCUGACACCGGUAUCCAGCGGGAGCGAUUUGGAAAAACUGUUCAACACUACGUUCACGAGGACACCAGAGGCAUUCUUGAUGUUGAAAAGGGAAGUAAAUUCAAUCUACCCAGAGGGGUUUAAAGUCCCUGAUGGAAAGCUUGGAGGAGUUAAAAAGAUUGCUGUCAUUUUUGAUAAAGCAAGUAAUAUCAGAGAUAUUGCUGACUUUCACGAUGUAAUUCAUGUUGUUGACUCCGACGACUUUUAUAAUUCUUCAGUGUCUGACAUGGUUACGGAGGCACUAUGUUACGCCUUGAUAUCCAGAUCCAGAUCCAGUUCAACCAAAACAACGGCAACUUCAAUCCAGAUCUAUCGUAGCUCUGUCAAGGAAUCUGGAAGCAUCCCUAGCGGUGCAAACUAUGUUUCUGCGUCUUCAUCAGCUUUUAUUUCUCUAACCUCACCAGCAAGUGAAACUAGAAUGUCUUCAGAACAAUCAACGCAGCAUACAUCUUUAACCGGACCACCUCUCAUGACUUCUGUGUUUAACGUUUCCUUCAUUACCACGCAGCCUGUUAUGAAUGAAAUGACUCAUACAGUUUUUGUCUCCAGCGUUUCACACUCGUCAAAUUUAAUGACGUCUUUUAGAGAAAAAAACAAAACGCAAGUUUUGGAUGUUGCCUCAAUCGCAAGAGUACCGAACACAUCACAACUAAUAAACCUUGUUACAAUUGCACCUUCUACGACAGUCGAAGUUACGGUUAUGGCGUCGAGAACCAAUCAGGACAGAGAAGACCUUAUAAAGAAACUGCUGGAGGAUCGUAGAUUUGUCUUGAACUUCAACAACACACACAUUGACGUCGAAAACAGCACAUUUCUCGAGGAUUAUUUUAGAAAAUCUGCAUCCCUUCUGCAAUUUGGAGACUUUUUGGACAGCAUUACGAACGCAUCUCGUCUAAUAUCAACUCCGUUGGACGUUCUCCAUGCUUUGGAGAAGUUCACUGGAAUGAUUGGAGAAGCAAUAAGAAAGAAAAACGUUAGGAAUUCCGGCGAUUUAAAAUUUCAUGCAGGGGGCCUUGUGUCACGCAUUCUGCUAGUCAACAUAUCUACCUUUCAAGGGAUACAGUUAGGAAUUCUUGACGCAGAUAACAGCUCAGUCUUUUUCCCAAGAGAAGUAUUUAGUCACGUGAUUGGCAAUGCAAUCAAAGAUACCGCCGUGUUGGUUAGUCUGGUGUUUGAUCCAUUCCAAGUGCUGCAGGAUCCCCACACAUUUGACAACUCUGAAGAUAACCAGACAGUGGCAAGUAAGGUUGUUAAUGUCUUCACACAGCCACCACCACCAAGUCAAUUGUCCAGACCAGUUAAAAUUGAUGUGAAACACAAUAAAAAUGACUACUCUACUCCUCAGUGUGUUUUCUGGGACUAUACACAAAGGAGUGCGCGUACUCCAUUUGGGGAAUGGUCCAAACGAGGCUGCUAUGUGUUUUCUAGUAAUGAGGGACACACAGAGUGCCACUGUGAUCACAUGACCAACUACGCAGUGCUCAUGGGCACUACAAAACAGGUCCUAUGCGCCAAGGAUGAACACAUAUUAAGUGUGCUGACUUACGUUGGAUGUUCUUUUUCCAUUGUUGGCGUCUUCCUUACUGCUAUCACCUUCUUGUCAUUACCGGUAAUCAAAUGUGACAUCACAAAGAUUCAUUUGAAUUUGUCAAUCGCCGUUGGAGUUGCACAAGUCCUCUUUUUGGCAGCGGGAUCCGAAAAUCUUGUUCAGCGUGGGGUUAUCUGCAAACUCUACACUGGAUUGCUAUUCUACUGCUUUAUGGCUGUAUUCACAUGGAUGUUCGUUGAAGGAGUGCAUCUUUAUCAAAUGAUCGUAAUAGCUUUUGUCAGCCGGAGCAUGAUCAGAUUUUAUUUCACUCUUGGCUGGGGUCUUCCUGCUUGCAUUGUUGUAAUUGUUACAAGCAUCGCAGGAGACGGAUUUGGAACGUCAAACUUUUGUUGGUUAUCUCCAGUGGGUGGUGCAAUCUGGGGCUUUGUUGGACCAGCGGUUGCAGUUAUAGGGAUCAACUUAUAUGUGUUGGUUUGUGUUCUUCGUGUUCGAAUUAACAUCAGCAAGAGAGAAGGAUUGAGGGCUCAAUUAAGAACAAGUGCACGUGUCUCCCUAGUCUUGCUACCUCUUCUUGGCAUCUCUUGGUUUUUUGGAGUAUUAGCAGUAAAUGAUCACUAUGUUGUGUUCCAGUAUAUUUUUACAAUAUCCAACUCAUUACAGGGACUGCUGAUUUUCAUAUUCCAUUGCAUUGGCAACUCGGAGGUACGGCACGAAUUUCAAAGAAAAGCUUCCCAUCUGAAUUGGAUGCGGAGUCCUACCAGUCCCUCCUCUCUCAGUACCGCCCGUGUAUCUCAGUUACCGUUAGAAGAGGUCAAGCCUAACAAAAAAAGGCUGGCUUGGGUCGACGGAAAUAUUUAGUAUGGUAAAGAUAGACCGCGAAGUAAAUUAGCAAGUUCCAGGCGGCGUUAUGAAGAUGAAAACAAAACACCUUUGCUGAGUGAGUUAUUCCAGACGUCUGCAAAGGGAAACAACUACUGGUGCUAUUGUUUUCAUUCGGUGCUUCUUUACGAUAACUGACUUGCUCCAAGGACGUUUCCUAUUCCUGUACUCUGUGUCGUCCCUUCAGGAGAAAACAAGCCCUUGAGGCGCCCUACUACACUUUCGAGGGAGCGAAAGAACUCAACACUAGUUGAAAACUAUUUUUUUCAAAGCGGCGUUUAAACCUGCAGUUGCGUUUAAUCAGAUAAGAACUUCUCCACACCGUGCAAGUUCCCACAGGAUUACUUUUACGCUUAAGGCUGCCGCACACUAGCCUAUUUUUUGUCGUAGAACUGCAGAUUUUUUGUCGGA
Molecule: messenger RNA, 3289 nt
Organism: Orbicella faveolata
Lineage: Eukaryota; Metazoa; Cnidaria; Anthozoa; Scleractinia; Merulinidae
Biological process (GO): cell surface receptor signaling pathway; G protein-coupled receptor signaling pathway
Cellular component (GO): plasma membrane
Molecular function (GO): G protein-coupled receptor activity
Source: RefSeq, a predicted model, not a curated record